Camelina sativa (false flax) is the source of this 5822-nucleotide messenger RNA. NCBI's taxonomy places the organism in Eukaryota, Viridiplantae, Streptophyta, Magnoliopsida, Brassicales, Brassicaceae. The record is from RefSeq and is a predicted model, not a curated record.
CCACGAAGCCCUACUCCCAGUAAAAGCCCUUUUGUUUUUUUUGACCCUAAAUUUCUUCUUCUCAAAAAACUAAUUCACCUUCGAAGCUUCUCCAGGAAUCAAUCAAAGCUCCUAUACAGGAGCCCCUCUCUCUCUGUCCCGCUUAAUUUUACAAUCGCCCAACAAUGAGCGGAGAUAAUCGGAGACGGGAUCGAAAGGACUCGCGGUGGUCGAAGAAGCCGAGAGUAGUGAACACUGCAGAAGAUGAACUCGAAUCUAAACUCGGAUUUGGGCUUUUCUCCGAAGGUGAAACGCGACUUGGGUGGCUACUCACAUUCGCAUCGUCAUCUUGGGAAGAUCGAGAUACUGGGAAAGUCUAUAGUUGCGUGGACCUUUACUUUGUUACUCAGGACGGGUUUUCUUUCAAGACAAAGUACAAGUUCCGCCCUUACUUCUAUUUAGCCACUAAGGACAGUUUGGAAUUGGAAGUUGAAGCCUACUUGAGACGCCGAUAUGAAAGACAGGUUGCUGGCAUUGAGAUUGUUGAUAAAGAGGAUCUUGAUCUUAAAAAUCAUUUAUCUGGCCUGCAAAAAAAAUAUUUGAAAGUAUCAUUUGAUACUGUGCAACAAUUGAUGGAAGUCAAGAGGGAUCUGUUGCAUAUCGUCGAACGAAACCAGGCUAAAUUUGAUGCACUUGAAGCUUACGAAUCCAUAUUGGCUGGAAAACGAGAACAACACCCUCAAGAUUGCUUAGACUCUAUUGUGGACAUCCGCGAGUACGAUGUCCCUUAUCAUGUUCGAUUUGCAAUUGAUAAUGAUGUAAGGAGUGGGCAAUGGUACAAUGUCAGUAUUUCCAGCACCGAUGUCAUACUGGAGAAGAGGUCAGAUCUUCUUCAACGCGCAGAAGUCCGUGUUUGUGCAUUCGAUAUAGAGACAACAAAGCUUCCGUUGAAGUUUCCGGAUGCUGAAUAUGAUCAAAUUAUGAUGAUAUCCUACAUGGUUGAUGGCCAAGGUUUUCUAAUUACUAACAGAGAGUGUGUUGGGGAAGACAUAGAAGAUCUGGAAUAUACACCCAAACCAGAAUUUGAAGGCUAUUUCAAAGUCACUAAUGUUAAAGACGAGGUUGAACUCCUCCAAAAAUGGUUUUCUCAUAUGCAAGAGUUGAAACCUGGUAUUUAUGUUACAUACAACGGAGACUUUUUUGACUGGCCAUUUAUAGAACGAAGAGCAUCUCAUCAUUCAAUCAAAAUGAAUGAGGAAUUGGGAUUCCGUUGUGAUCUUAAUCAAGGAGAAUGCCGAGCUAAAUUUGCUUGCCAUUUGGAUUGUUUUGCUUGGGUAAAACGUGAUAGCUAUCUUCCUCAGGGAAGCCAUGGUCUGAAGGCUGUUACAAAGGCCAAACUAGGGUAUGAUCCACUGGAAGUGAACCCAGAGGACAUGGUUCGGUUUGCGCAGGAAAAGCCACAGGCUGUUACAAAGGCCAAACUAGGGUAUGAUCCACUGGAAGUGAACCCAGAGGACAUGGUUCGGUUUGCGCAGGAAAAGCCACAGUACACAACAUUAAGAAGCGGACAUAGGUUUCAAGCAAUUAAUUGGUCUAAACUGUUAGAUUUCUCUAGUCUAUGCUGUAGUGCUUGCAAGACAAUGGCCUCCUACUCAGUCUCCGAUGCCGUUGCAACUUAUUACCUAUACAUGACAUAUGUCAAUCCGUUCAUUUUCUCUCUCGCAACUAUCAUUCCAAUGGUCCCUGAUGAGGUUUUACGCAAAGGGAGUGGCACCCUUUGUGAAAUGCUUCUGAUGGUUGAGGCUUACAAGGCAAAUGUUGUAUGUCCCAACAAAAAUCAAGCUGACCCUGAGAAAUUCUACCAAAAUCAACUUCUUGAAAGUGAGACAUAUAUUGGUGGUCACGUAGAGUGCCUCGAAAGUGGUGUUUUCAGAUCUGAUAUUCCUACCAGUUUUAAGCUUGAUUCGUCGGCAUACCAGCAACUGAUUGAUAACCUUGGUCGGGAUCUGGAAUAUGCUAUCACUGUAGAAGGGAAAAUGAGAAUGGAUUCAAUUUCCAAUUAUGAUGAAGUGAAGGACGAAAUCAAGAAAAAGACAAUGGCCUCCUACUCAGUCUCCGAUGCCGUUGCAACUUAUUACCUAUACAUGACAUAUGUCAAUCCGUUCAUUUUUUCUCUCGCAACUAUCAUUCCAAUGGUCCCUGAUGAGGUUUUACGCAAAGGGAGUGGCACCCUUUGUGAAAUGCUUCUGAUGGUUCAGGCUUACAAGGCAAAUGUUGUAUGUCCCAACAAAAAUCAAGCUGACCCUGAGAAAUUCUACCAAAAUCAACUUCUUGAAAGUGAGACAUAUAUUGGUGGUCACGUAGAGUGCCUCGAAAGUGGUGUUUUCAGAUCUGAUAUUCCUACCAGUUUUAAGCUUGAUUCGUCGGCAUACCAGCAACUGAUUGAUAACCUUGGUCGGGAUCUGGAAUAUGCUAUCACUGUAGAAGGGAAAAUGAGAAUGGAUUCAAUUUCCAAUUAUGAUGAAGUGAAGGACGAAAUCAAGAAAAAGCUCGAGAAGUUACGAGAUGACCCUAUACGUGAAGAAGGGCCUCUUAUUUAUCACCUCGACGUUGCAGCGAUGUAUCCAAAUAUCAUUUUAACAAGCAGGCUUCAGCCACCAUCAAUAGUUACGGAUGAGGUCUGCACAGCAUGUGACUUCAACCGCCCAGGAAAGACUUGUCUUAGAAAACUUGAAUGGGUUUGGCGUGGGGUGACAUUCAUGGGAAAGAAAAGUGAUUAUUACCAUUUGAAAAAACAGAUUGAGUCUGAAUUUGUUGAUACUGGUGCAAAUAUUCAGUCUUCAAAAUCAUUCCUUGAUUUGCCAAAGGUGGAACAACAAACCAAGCUAAAAGAACGUCUUAAAAAAUAUUGUCAAAAGGCAUAUAAACGAGUACUUGACAAGCCAAUCACUGAAGUUCGUGAGGCUGGGAUAUGCAUGAGAGAAAACCCUUUCUAUGUAGACACUGUUCGGAGCUUUCGAGAUAGGAGGUAUGAAUACAAAACACUUAACAAGGUCUGGAAGGGAAAGUUGUCCGAGGCCAAGGCAAGUGGUAAUUCAAUCAAGAUCCAGGAAGCACAGGAUAUGGUAGUGGUUUACGAUUCCUUGCAGCUAGCUCAUAAGUGUAUACUUAAUUCCUUCUAUGGAUAUGUCAUGCGAAAGGGUGCAAGAUGGUACUCCAUGGAAAUGGCUGGUGUAGUUACCUAUACUGGAGCCAAAAUCAUCCAGAAUGCCCGUUUGCUUAUUGAUCGAAUCGGGAAACCACUUGAGUUGGAUACAGAUGGUAUAUGGUGUUGUCUCCCUGGAUCUUUUCCUGAGAACUUUACUUUUAAAACGAUGGACAUGAAGAAACUCACAAUCUCUUAUCCAUGUGUAAUGCUUAAUGUUGAUGUGGCAAAGAAUAAUACAAAUGAUCAAUAUCAGACUCUUGAAGAUCCUGUACGCAAGACAUAUAAGUCUCAUAGUGAAUGCUCAAUUGAAUUUGAAGUGGAUGGACCGUACAAGGCAAUGAUUAUUCCUGCAUCGAAAGAGGAAGGAAUCUUAAUUAAGAAGCGUUAUGCUGUUUUCAAUCAUGACGGAACCUUAGCAGAACUCAAGGGUUUUGAGAUCAAGCGUAGAGGGGAGCUGAAACUCAUUAAAGUUUUCCAGGCCGAGCUUUUUGACAAAUUUCUCCAUGGAUCAACUCUUAAAGAGUGCUAUUCUGCUGUUGCAGCCGUCGCAAAUCGGUGGCUUGACCUACUCGAUAAUCAAGGAAAAGAUAUUGCCGAUAGUGAAUUGCUAGAUUAUAUAUCAGAGUCAAGCACAAUGAGCAAAUCGUUAGCAGAUUAUGGUGAGCAAAAGUCAUGUGCAGUGACCACAGCAAAACGCCUGGCUGAAUUUCUUGGUGAUUCAAUGGUCAAAGAUAAAGGACUUCGUUGCCAAUACAUUGUUGCUUGUGAGCCAAAGGGCACACCUGUUAGCGAACGGGCUGUUCCUGUUGCUAUAUUUGAAACAACGAAACCGGGAAUUAUGAAGUAUUAUCUGCGAAAAUGGUGCAAGACAUCAUCAGACGUCGGAAUCCGUUUAAUUAUUGACUGGUCGUAUUAUAAGCAGCGCCUUAGUUCAGCUAUCCAAAAAGUUAUUACCAUUCCUGCUGCAAUGCAGAAGGUGGAAAAUCCUGUGCCUAGGGUGAAUCAUCCUGAUUGGCUCCAUAAAAAGGUUCGUGAGAAAGAGGACAAAUUUCGCCAGAGAAAACUAGUUGAUAUGUUCAGUUCAGCAAACAAAGACGGUGUGCCGGACACAGAUCAUUUGGUGACUGAAGAUAAUAUGGGAGAUAUUGAGGAUUUUUGCAAAGAAAACAGGCCUUCCGUGAAAGGGCCAAAGCCAAUUGCACGUUCUUUUGAAGUACAAAAAAAGAUGACUGAACACGAGCAGAAAGAGAGCUGGGGUCCAGAGUUCCAUGAUAUCUCAUUACAGAACAUUGACAAGAACGUAAAUUACCAAGGAUGGCUUGAGCUGAAAAAGAGAAAAUGGAAAGUGACAUUAGAGAAGAAGAAAAAACGAAGGUUGGGUGAUCUAAGAUCUUCAAAUCAGAUUGAUGCUCACGAGAUAAAUCAAAAAGUUGGUCUGGGAGGAGGAGGUGUAGGUGUAGGUUCAUACUUUAGGAGGCCUGAAGAAGCCUUGACUAGUUCACAUUGGCAGAUAAUACAACUGGUCCCAAGUCCACAGAGUGGGCAAUUUUUCGCCUGGGUGGUUGUGAAAGGAUUGAUGCUUAAGAUCCCAUUGACAAUCCCAAGGGUGUAUUACAUUAAUUCCAAAGCUCCUACAGUUGAAAAAUUCCCGGGAAAGUGUGUCAACAAAAUUCUUCCUCAUGGAAGGCCUUGUUAUAAUUUGAUUGAGGUUAAAAUUCAGGAAGAUCAAUUUAAAAAAGAAAGCAAAAUGCGUGCAGCUCUUCUUGCCAACCCUGAAAUUGAGGGCAUAUAUGAAACUAAGGUGCCUCUGGAGUUUAGUGCUAUAUGUCAAAUUGGAUGUGUAUGCGAAAUUGAUAACACAGCUAAGCACCGUAAUAUCCAAGAUGGAUGGAAAAUUGGUGAACUUCAUAUGAAAACUACAACUGAGUGUCGCUACUUGGACCGUUCAAUUCCACUUGUAUACUUGUAUAACAGCACCUCUACAGGGCGUGCUAUAUAUGUUUUAUAUUGUCAUGCAUCGAAGCGUAUGUCUGCCGUGGUAGUUGAUCCUUUUAGUAGCAAGGAAUUAUUACCAUCUCCCCUAGAGAGACAGUUUAGAGAUAGUUGCCAAGAAUUUUCAAUUGACUCAUUGUCUUGGGGUAGUAUCCUUUUCCAGGUCGACUAUGUUGACUAUCCUGAAGCUGCCAAGAAUAUUAUACAGAAAGCAAUAAGUGAAUACAGAGAAGAAAAUAGUGGACCGACUGUUGCUGUCAUCGAAUGCCCUGACUUUAACUCCAUGAAGGAAGGUAUUAAGGCCCUGGAUGAUUUUCCAUGUAUGAGGAUUCCCUUCAACGGCGAUGACAAUAGUUAUCAGCCUGUCUCCUGGCAACGUCCAGCAGCAAAAAUAGCAAUGUUCCGUUGUGCUGCAGCAUUUCAGUGGUUGGAUCGGAGGAUUGCCCAAUCAAGAUACGCCCAUGUGCCUCUGGGGAAUUUUGGACUUGAUUGGCUAACAUUCACAAUAGAUAUCUUCAUGUCCAGGGCACUCCGUGGCCAGCAACAGGUCCUUUGGGUGUCAGAUAAUGGUGUUCCAGACCUUGGAGGUAUAAACAAUGAAGAGACAUUCUUUGCUGAUGAGGUACGUAAUCAAAUGGGUUAA